AUUAAAUCCCCCCAUCUACCUCUAUUCAUUACCCCAAUUCUCAGCCUUUAAAUCUCCCCACCCCCCCUCCCCUCCCCCCCAAUAGUAAUAACCCUUUCUCUCUCUCUCCAAAAACUUCUAUACUCUCUCUCUCUCUCUCUCUCUCUCUCUCUCUCUCUCUCUCUAAAAAUGCCGCAAAUACUGCCGGACUUCUCCGCGUCCGUGAAGCUCAAGUACGUAAAACUGGGCUACCAGUACCUCGUAAACCACAUUCUGACCUUCUUGCUGAUUCCGGUGAUGGCCGGAAUCCUGAUCGAAGUCCUCCGAAUGGGACCGCAGGAGAUCGUGGGCGUCGUGAAAUCGCUCGGCUUGGACACAGUCCAAAUCCUCUGCUCGUCGUUCCUGAUCGUGUUCGUUUCCACCGUCUACUUCAUGUCCAAGCCCCGGUCGAUCUACCUCGUCGACUACGCGUGCUACAAGCCCCCCGUCACGUGCCGCGUCCCCUUCGCCACCUUCAUGGAGCACUCCAGGUUAAUCCUCAAGGACAGUCCCAAAAGCGUGGACUUCCAAAUGCGAAUCCUGGAACGCUCCGGCCUCGGCGAGGAAACCUGCCUUCCCCCGGCCAUCCACUACAUCCCCCCCACCCCCACCAUGGCCUCCGCCCGGGGCGAGGCCGAGGUCGUCAUCUUCUCCGCCCUCGACUCCCUCUUCCAGAAAACCAACCUCAAGCCCAAAGACAUCGACAUCCUCAUCGUCAACUGCAGCCUCUUCUCCCCCACCCCCUCCCUCUCCGCCAUGAUUGUCAACAAGUACAAGCUCCGCAGCAACAUCAAGAGCUUCAACUUGUCCGGCAUGGGGUGCAGCGCGGGGGUCGUCUCCAUCGACCUGGCCCGGGACCUGCUCCAGGUCGUCCCGAACUCCAACGCGGUCGUGGUGAGCACGGAGAUCAUCACGCCGAACUACUACCAGGGGGACGAGAGGGCGAUGCUGCUGCCGAACUGUUUGUUCAGGAUGGGUGGCGCCGCGAUCCUGCUGUCGAACAAGAGGAGGGAGAAGGGGCGGGCCAAGUAUAAGUUGGUUCACGUGGUGAGGACGCAUAAAGGGUCGGACGAUAAGGCGUACAAGUGUGUGUUUGAGGAAGAAGAUGAUCAGGGGAAGGUCGGAAUCCGGCUCUCCAAGGAUCUCAUGGUAAUUGCCGGUGAAGCCUUGAAAUCCAACAUCACCACAAUGGGACCGUUGGUCCUCCCGGCAUCCGAGCAACUCCUCUUCCUCUUCACCCUCAUCGGCCGCAAGAUCUUCAACCUCAAAUGGAAACCCUACAUCCCCGAUUUCAAACAAGCGUUCGACCACUUCUGCAUCCACGCCGGCGGCAGGGCCGUUAUCGACGAGCUCCAGAAAAACCUCCAGUUGUCGGCGGAGCACGUGGAGGCGUCCAGGAUGGCUCUCCACCGAUUCGGAAACACCUCGUCGUCUUCGUUGUGGUACGAGCUGAACUACAUCGAGGCGAAAGGGAGGAUGAAGAAAGGGGACCGGGUCUGGCAGAUCGCGUUCGGGAGCGGGUUUAAGUGUAACUCCGCUGUCUGGAAGUGUAACCGGACCGUUAGAACACCGAGCGACGGGCCGUGGCAAGACUGCAUUGAUAAGUAUCCAGUCCACAUUCCAGAAAUCGUCAAGCUCUAGAUAGAUAUACAUAGUAGUAUAAAUGUGCAUUGUGGUUGUUGAUUUUUGCUUUGUUUCACGUUUAUUUUUUGUCAAAUGUUUCUGCAAAAGAUCUGCAUUGCAUUUAAGUGUACUUCUAGCUAGCUAGAGUGCUGUGUCAUAAAAAGAAGUGUAAAUUUUCUCUGCUUUUUGUUGUUGUUGUUGUUUUGUGUUUCAUGAGAUCACAAUCAAGCCCUGUGUAUGAUUUGAACAAUAAAGUUAGCUUAUAAAUGAAGAUAUACUAAUCAUUUCUGUUGUCAA
Rhododendron vialii is the source of this 1938-nucleotide messenger RNA. RefSeq names its product 3-ketoacyl-CoA synthase 6. The record is from RefSeq and is a predicted model, not a curated record. Gene Ontology annotation, cellular component: membrane. Gene Ontology annotation, molecular function: acyltransferase activity, transferring groups other than amino-acyl groups. Bases 169 to 1659 code for a protein of 496 amino acids. Gene Ontology annotation, biological process: fatty acid biosynthetic process. The transcript is spliced from 3 exons. Lineage: Eukaryota; Viridiplantae; Streptophyta; Magnoliopsida; Ericales; Ericaceae.